This is a messenger RNA of Xenopus tropicalis (tropical clawed frog), 3717 nucleotides long. It is a transcript of the gene cfap70, whose product is annotated as cilia and flagella associated protein 70. The transcript is spliced from 28 exons. Bases 114 to 3455 code for a protein of 1113 amino acids. Gene Ontology annotation, cellular component: cytoplasm. Lineage: Eukaryota; Metazoa; Chordata; Amphibia; Anura; Pipidae. The record is from RefSeq and is a predicted model, not a curated record.
CGCCGUUGCCAGGCAACCAAACAACGUUUCACUACUCUCGCGAGAUUUGAGGGCCGUUGCCUGGAGACAGAGAACGCUGCUGCCUGAGAGCUGGGAGCGAAAGAGCCGUAGCUAUGGAGACAGCGCUGGCAGAAGUGAAGGCUCGCCCUCCCGCGCCGGUGCAGAUCACCGCUCUAAGAGCGCACAAUGUGAAGGGAAUAAAAGGCGAUUUACUAAUGAGCUACAUCAGGUCAGAGUUCAACAACUCUCUCCUCGGAGACUCGCCAAAGCUCGAAGCCUCCCCAGACAGACCCACCGAGUUUCAUUUCACCUCUAGCUUUGACGUCAGCCCUGAUGGCCCCCACAGCUUGGACGACGUCGCUCACAAGCCAGUUAUAUUAACGUUAAUAGAGAUUUUGCCUAAGGAGAAGAAGCAGAAGGAGGAGAAGACUGUGGUUCUUGGACAGGCUGCCGUGGAUCUGCUUCCCCUUCUAAAAGGUGAAAGUAAUUUUAAAGUCACCCUGCCUCUGCACCCUGUGACUGGAUCACCCCUAGAGAGCGCACAACUGGACACCAAGCCAAGCCUAGAGGUGGCAGUUUCUGUCCCCGAGCCUUUGCUUUCCGACGCACAAAUAAAUAAUGGGAACAUCCUCAGGGUGACAGUGGAAGCUGUUUACUGUGCCCCAGAGUCCUGGAAUACUACAGGGCCUGCGUACAAUUAUGUGAUGAGCCUUCAGAUGCCUCCUGCAGGAGAGCUUCCCCAUUCCCUUGUCUUCUCAAACGGAACGCUAAAGGCCGGCGGAGAAGCAGAACCGGUUCCUCGUCCAAAAAAAUGGCCCGUGACUGGCAUGGCAGCAACCAGUGCUCAGAACAUCCCAGAUUCCUUCAUUUUUGGAGGUCCAUAUGAGGAGGAAAACGGGGAACUGAACCGAAAGGAGGACAAGGAAUUCCGUGCUGAUGCUGAGACUCUCAAGAAAAGGGUGACAUGGGACACAGAGAGGAGGCGCUACCUCGAUCCAUCUGCUUUGCUCAGCAUACAGAAACAGAUUGCCGAGUGCCGCUAUUGGCCGGUGGAGAUAAUGAGGGCACCUACAGUUGCACCCAGCACAAAGGGAAAACCUGGAAAAGUGGACAAAGGUGAUGAAGACGGACAGAUUUCCUUUCACGGCGUUGCUUACGUAAACAUGGUUCCACUUCUGUACCCUGGGGUUAAACAUCUGCGAGGAGCAUUCCGUAUCUAUCCCUAUCAGGACGCUGAAGUGCUUGAAAAGACCAAGUGCCAAUCCAGUGCCCUGCGAGAUGUUGCUCGACAAACGGGUUUACAAAGUAGAGUCGGCUUUGCCCCGGCAGGAGUUAAUUCUCCCCAUGGCAAGCAGGGACCGAGCCGCAUUGUGAGAGAAGAUAAAGUCACCAAGGAUAAAGAAUACACCAGAAAGCCCUCUGCCCCAAUGAAGCCAUUGGACACCGCAUCGGAAGCAGAAACCAUAGCCCCUGUCCCAGCUCAGACAGCCCCUCAGAAUGUGGAAGGACAGCAAUACACAGAGUCUGGGACUUACGUCAUCUUGGAACUGAGCCUGGAGAAGCCACUGGUCCCUAAACGUUUGGCAGAGGAGAUUGACCUAAGAGUACGGGAACUUAUACCCAGCCGGCCGCAGCUUCCCAGGCGCAGCGCCGGAGCAGCCAAGGCAGUAACGGAUUACCACAACCAGAUCACCAGCAUCACCGACUCUAUCCUUGAGGAGUACUGUGAGCUGUUUGGGAGGAAGGCAGCCGAGGCAGAGGAGCUGGACCACCAGGCCUUGGAGGAGCAGAAGUGCCAGCUGAACUAUGAGCUGAACUGUACUGGGAAGUACUUUGCAUUCAAGGAGCAGCUGAAGCAUGCCGUGGUGAAGAUUGUGCGGGAGAAGUAUCUGAAGACGACAGCAUUUGAGGACCCAGAGCAGCUGCAGGCGUUCCUCAGCGAGCUCUACGUCUACUUGGUGGACCAGAUGCACAUUGCCCUGAACAAGACGUUGUUUGAUGAUAGGGGCGAGCCAGCGCCACCUCCCAUGACUGAUACGGAGCAGCUCCUGCGAUUUGCCAGAGAAGCAGAAAUCACCGGCGACUUUGAUCUGGCCAAUACCUUUUACCAAGAGAGAUUGGCUCGUGACCGUCAGUGUGUAGAUCAUUGGCUGGAUUAUGGCAGCUUCCAGCUUCUGAUUGGUGAUUACAUCAAAGCCCAGGAGUGUUUCCACGAGGCGGUAGUUUUAAGACGAGACCAUGUUCCCAGCUUGCUCCUCAGUGGAAUUGCUGCUGCUACGCUCGAUCACUGCAAAGACGCGGAGGUGUUUUUUGAAGAUGCCACGUGCACGGACCCAAGUAGCACCUUGGCUUGGACUCUGCUAGGGCUGCUCUAUGAAAUGCAGGGCAACGACAUCAGGAUGGAAAUGGCUUUCUCCGAGGCUGGCAAACUGCGUCUGGCAAAAUGUGCCCAAGAGAGAGCCGUGGCACUGUCAUGGGCUAAACCAGCAGGGGGCACUAACUCUAAAUCUGCACUUGGCAAUGCCAGCGAGAAAGGCACACUUUCCAAAGGAGCCACUGAAGGGCCACAUGAAACCACUCCCGCGUCCCACCGAGCUGAAUCGCCAUCGGUAAAUAUAUCCUUGAGUGGCCGCCCAGCCGAAGAGAAAGCCUCUCUCACCAGACGUGCGUCCGUUUCCUCUCUCCGCAGCAAGUCCACCAAGGCGGGAACUCACAAAGAAGUAACAACCAGGGCCAGUUCGGAACCAGAAGCCCAGCCAGAAGCCAUCAGCAUUUUCAUGGAGGCAGCCCAGUUUCUGACUCGAGUCAACGCCUUGCAGUUUGUACAGAGAGCUCUGGCCCAUGAGUUGCUGUGCCCAGAUGGAGGCCCAACCUGCAGGUACCAGCUGAUGUGCGCUCAGAUGCACCUCAUGAGGAAGGAGCUGGAGAAGGCCCAGCAGAACCUCCAGGAGGCUUCCCAGAUCAACCACCAGAAUCCUGAUGUUUGGGCCCUCAAGGGCCACCUGAACUUCCUGAGUGGCAGAAAGAGUGAGGCCAAGGGCUGCUAUGAGCACACACUCAGCCUGGUGAGCGACGCCUCCGACAUGCACCCUGUGUAUCUGCGCCUGGGCUCCAUCUACCUUGAUGAAGAAGAGUAUGAAAAAGCCAAGAAGACAUACCUGCUGGCCUGCAAACAGUCGCCAACGUGCCUGACCUGGCUGGGAGCGGGAAUCGCUUGUUACCGGCUGGAGGAGAUGGAAGAAGCAGAAGACGCUCUCUCAGAAGCAAACGCUUUAAACAACAACAACGCGGAGGUGUGGGGUUACCUCACUCUCGUCUGCCUGAAGACUGGGAGGCAGCUGGAGGCCGAGCAGUCGUAUAAAUACACGAGGAAGCUGAAUCUACAGAAGGAGGAUUUGCUCACAGAGAUCCAUUCCUUACAAGAGGAGCUCGGCUUUGGAGACCCAUCCUUCUAAUGGCACUCUAUCAUGUUAUACUGUAUGUAUAUAUAUAUAGCUAUGGCAUCUCGGCAGCACCAAGCAUCAUGGUGGCACUGACAGAUAAGCUGCCCAGGUUCUGCCCAUGUAUAUAGAUUAGGGGGAGCAUUACGUUAGCAAUGAAAGUUAAUAGCAGGAGAGUAUUCCUCAUUCUGCAGCCUCUUGGACCUAAUGGAUAAUUCCUACUGCAAAACUUGGAGCCUUUUGUUUAUUAAAGGGGACCUGUCACCAUAAGAAAUAA